Salvia hispanica is the source of this 1389-nucleotide messenger RNA. RefSeq names its product S-adenosyl-L-methionine-dependent methyltransferases superfamily protein. NCBI's taxonomy places the organism in Eukaryota, Viridiplantae, Streptophyta, Magnoliopsida, Lamiales, Lamiaceae. The record is from RefSeq and is a predicted model, not a curated record.
ACCCAAAAAAUCUGUGGUUUUGACUGGAAAGGAGCUAGGGUUUACUGAAAACCAGUCUCCAUCACGUGAAAUGUUGCGUUCCAAGCUGAAAUCGAGCCUCCGCCGCUUCUCAACGGCGAUUAAUCGCCGCCACAUCGAGGACGAAGGCGACUGGGUAUACUCGUCCGAGUGGUGGGUGGCCAAUUCCUCUUCCAGCCGCACCGCCUUCCGACAAAACUCCCGCCAUGGAAACGGUGUCGUAUCUGUUAUAUCUCACCCUUGUUCCAAACCAGACAGAUUACACUGGGGAAAAACUGAAAAAUGGCUCCAACAAAGGCAUCGUGAUAUAUUUCCAGGUUCGAAAAACGGCGGAAAGUUGAGAGUUUGUGGCUAUGAGUGGAGAACGCUUCACUUCAAUGACUUCACCCGCGAAAGCACCGUUAAAGUCUUGGUUGCGCGCAGGGAAGGAGAAGGAGAUGAAGCUGCCUCCGUUUGCCUUAUGCAACAGCCGCGUUGUCUGGCAGUACCGUAUGUGAAGAGUAUGAUAUCUGUUGGAUUGGCUACCAUGGCAUCAUGCAAUUAUGAGCUCAUGAAGAAUGCUAUACUUGGGAAGCAAAAUUUGAGUGUUCUAUGUAUUGGUCAUGGUGGAGGAAGCAUACCUCUGUUUCUGGCUAGUGAAGUCAAAGGUGCUGUGGUUCACACAGUUGAGAUUGAUCCAGUUGUGGUCUCAGCUUCAACACAAGCAAUGGGUUUUCCUGCCUCCACAGUUACGUCUCCUAAUGGAAAGCGUACUCGUGAAAAGCCAGAGCCUCUGGAUGAGGUUCUGUGGAAAGGCACUCAUGAAAGGAUGUUGUUGUUCAGUUCAGAUGCAGAGAAGUUCAUUCUGGAGAGCACCAAUGUCUAUGACAUCAUCUUCAUCGAUGCCUAUGAUGGGGAGGACAAUUUCCCACGCAAGCUGUGGGAUCCCGAUUCCCCAUUUCUCCAAGCUCUGGGGAGCCGGCUCCAUCCGGAUCAUGGCACAGUUGUGGUGAACCUGCAUGCUGACGUAGAGUUGGACGUCGACGCAGGAGAUGUACCGAAGAUCUCGUUUUUGCCAAUGGGAAAGCAUGUGUCUCAAGUAGGCGAGGCAUACGUAGAUGUGUUGUUAGAGAGUGGUAGUGGUUUUGGAUACAAUGUUCCAGUGCCAUGGGUGUAUAAUACAUCUCUUGUUGUUAGUAGAGGUUUGGAGAGACCUAAGGAUAGUGUAGAGUGGAAUAUGAUUUUGAACACUCUGAUUAGCAAAGGUCUUGAGGUGGAGAAACUGCUUAACAUGCCCUUUUCCCUUUUACAGUAUGUUAAAACAGGUUUUACUCCGCUGGAUUGAUCAUUCUUCCAAACACUUAAUUCGUCACUCAAAUUCUCUUUAUCAUA